AUAAAUACGACAGAAUGUCAAAAUAUUGCAAAAUUGUUGUGUAAAAUGAUUGAAAAAACCGGCUUUGUGGUGGACGAAGUCUCGGAAGAGUCGUUCUACCAGAAUUUACUUUUGGGCAUCACAAAGACUCUUGAAAGCAGCCCGUGCGUUCACAACACGAACUUGCGCCGCUACAGGGGCUUGAAAGACACGGACAUAAGAGCAUGGGAGCACAACAAUGGCGUCCUACUAUCGGAGGACAUGAGGAACUUUUAUUCCUCCACGAAUGGGUUUCUGUUCACGUACAAUUUCGCUUACGAGAACAACGAGGGUAAGGUGAUAGCGGCGCUGGGAAAGAUAGAAAUGAACCCGUUGGAAAACAUGUCGAGAACUUACGGGUACGAGACCAAACCCAAGGGCGAGAUAGAGACCGUGGAGGGAAAGUACAAGCUGUGUUUGUCGCGGGAGAGUAAAGUUUUCGAGCUAUCGAAAAUCGACGACAACAACAAGGUGGUUUUGGUCUACGUGAACAUUUACUGUCUGAGCAGCAUAUGGCUGUACUGCGCGCCCUAUCAGUUUUAUUUCCUGGCGGACGAUUUCAUAACCUACUUCAGGAUGUGCAUAGCGCACCUGGGCAUCCCGUACUGGCAGUUCAUGGUCACCAACGAGGGAAUCCCCGAAUGGAGCCGGGAAAUGUUCCACAUAAUCGCCCCGGGCGUUCUGCAAGAAGACCGCAACCUCAUACAAAUCAACAAGAAAGAAUACGAAGAGUUAAACAAACUCGACGUCAGCAUUUUCACCAUGCACCACCAGUACAACGAAAAUAACGCCCAGAAAAACAAAGAACAAACCGUCGCGUCACCGCAGCACACUUCGAAGAAAAAAACGAAGAAGUCGACCAAAGUAUCGCAUCCGACGAAGGCAAGGAAGUCAUAAAAAGGCAAAUAAAAUGUAUGUUAAACAUAUACUAUUUUAUUAUUCAAAAAACAACAAUUACAUAUACAAUAAAUAAUACAGUACGACCCAAGUUUAAUUAAUAACACCGCCGAGUUUCAGAUGAGCAAACAUUUUGUUUUGAUAAUGAGAAGCCAAAAUCUAUGGCACGCCGUUUUAGUAUUUAUUAGAUAAUAGUUUAAAGAUUUUACAAAGUUAAGUAACAGCUUAAAAAUAUUGAUUUUAAAAAAUUAUUACUAAUAUUUUAAAUGAUAGUCGAUACAUUUUUAAUACAAAAAUUCUCACAUUCAUUUAAAUGUAAGUUAUAAAUUUUAAAGUGGUAAUUUUUGGAUUUAAAAUACAGGUUGUUAUAUAAUUAAUGUAAUAUAUUAAAAUACUUAGUACCUUUUGAAAUAAGGUGUAACUGAAAGAUAUUUAAAAAAAUAUUUUCCCAAAGAUAAAGAAAAAAUAUGCAUUAGAAGUUUUUUAUAUGUUUUGUGAUACGCCACAGGUUACACACUUGUGUUCUGUGAGUACAUAGAUACCAACCAACAAAGUAGCUGCGCAUUGCCAGUUGUAAAAAAUUGUCACUAAAAUACCUUUUUGUAUUUAUUUACUCAUCCAGCUAUUAGCUUAAGCAAUGAUUAGAAAAUUUAGUACCUAUUUUAAAAAAUCCAUAACCAAAAAAUUAAUUUUUUCAUCGAUCUUAAGAUAUUUACAAUUUGAGCAUAUAACCUAAAAUUUGAAAGAAAUUCACUAGAUUCUGUCAUAAAAGUUGCCAGAUUUUGUUUGAAUUUACCUCCAUUACAAAAAUGACAUAAUCAACAAUUAAUAAAAACGCCAAAUUAACAAUUUGCAUUGUGGAUUUUGUCAUUUUUGUAAUUAAGCUAAAUUUAAACAAAAUCUGGCAACUUUUUUUGACAGAAUCUGGAAACGCUGCUUGUUACCAACCAUAACAGAAUAAAUUAAAUUAGGCAACCAGAUUAGCCAAAAGCUCCUAGUCGAUCAGUGGCGUACUUUUUGGUAGGAUAAAGGUUGUUAUAAAUUAUUUUUAGUCUUUAGAAUUUAGAAAAAAAAGUUUUAGGUGCUUCUUUGUGGACCCAUUUUAAUAUAUUACAUUAAUUACAUAACACCCUGUAUGUUUGUGUUAAAAAUGUUUCAAAUUUGUUAAAAAUAAAAGUAAUUGGUUUAAAUUUGUAAAGAGUCAUUUAUAUAAAUUUUUAAUCCAAAAUUUAAAAUGUAAUGUGAGAAUUUUUGUAUUAAAAAUUUAUAUAAACGACUCUUUACAAA
This is a messenger RNA of Brassicogethes aeneus, 2202 nucleotides long. Lineage: Eukaryota; Metazoa; Arthropoda; Insecta; Coleoptera; Nitidulidae. The record is from the annotation of a GenBank genome assembly.